CUGAAUUCGAGCUGGUCAGCUGGAGUGGACGACGUUCUGAGACACUCCCGACAAUCCAGCCUGUUUUUGGACUUGGAUCAAACGUUGUGAGAUAUUAAUGUGGCAACCCAGUGGAAUAUAGUUCACAAGGUGCAACGGGGAGGAGUAAUUUGAGGAGUAGGAGGACUUAGAAGUCGAGGAAAUAGGAAUCGACUUAACCUGAGCCGACAAAGUGCGUCGGGGAAUUCGUCGAUAUCAUGGCGACUGCUGCAGGCAUAGUCGGGGCAAUUGCAGCAUCCGCUGCAGUUCCGAGCUCCAGCGGGGGCCAGCUGAAUCAAGGGAACAAGGCACCAGCUCGGGGCGUGGGAGCGCAGUCCUCGUCGUUCGGAGGCAAGGCUCUGCGGGGCCAGGAAGCAUCGUCGGGGAAGAAGAGGGUCGGGGCCAGGAGCAAAUCCACGGGCCUGCAGGUGAGGGCUGCCACUGAGACCUCGGUGGUCGAAGGCUUCCCAGCAACGUUGGCGAGGAUCUUCGGCGGCGGUGGCAAGGACGACGGCGACACGGUCGAAGUUCUGGGAAAGCUGGUGCUGGCCAAGAAGAAUGCGCUCGACUUGGUGGACAUCGGGGCCGUUUUCUGGGACAACACCGUCGACAUGUUCGGUCGAAAGGUCUUCAUCUGUCUCGUCAGCAACGAAAUCGAUCCAAAAACCAACGAGCCCAAGAAGACGGCGUAUAGCGGAGUGCUCAACUGGUGGGACAACGAUGGCGAUCUGGUGGCUGACGAGUUCACGUAUUCCGUGAACUUCAAAGUGCCCAAGGACUUCGGCCAGCCCGGCGCUAUCCUAGUCCAGAACAAGCACGUGAACGAAUUCUACAUGAAGACAUUGACAAUCAAGUACCCUGAACCUGAGAACAAAGAGAUCGACUUUCUGUGCAACUCGUGGGUCUACCCAGAAAAAAAGUACGAUGGCAAGGACCGCAUCUUCUUCAGUAAUAAGACUUACCUGCCUCGCGACACCCCGGCCGGUUUGAAGAAGUUGAGGGAACUGGAGUUUCAGGAGCUCCGUGGGGACGGAACGGGCACGAGGCAGAAGUGGGAUCGAGUAUAUGACUACGAUGUGUACAACGACCUCGGCAAUGUCGAGAAGGACAUCACCACCAAGCGCCCGAUCCUCGGAGCGGGAGAGUUCAAGUACCCUCGCCGUUGCAGAACUGGCCGCCCGAUGUGCAAAGGAGAGAACCUUGGGGACUACGAGACUUCAACUACUAGCGCUCUGGAUGUUUACUACGUACCUCGAGACGAGGCUUUUGAGAGGGCCAAGUCUUCGACCUUCUUGGCCAGUGCCCUCAAGGGUUUCGUGCACAGCGUGAUGCCCAACAUCAAGAAAAAAUAUGACACCACCAAGAACGAGUUCGAUUCAAUGAGUGAUAUCUUUGACCUCUAUGACUAUGGAGUGAGCCUGAAAGGCCACAUUGUGGACAACGGGUCCGUGAAGCCGGAGGAGAACGGUCUCGUCCUGCUCGACUCCAUUUUCUCCGCCAAUGGCGAUAGCAAGGAUCUGCUCGUGUACCCCAUUCCUGACGUUGUUGCCAUGACGAAGUGGGGCUGGAAGAAUGAUUUAGAAUUCGGGCGUCAGUUUCUAGCAGGCUUGAAUCCUAUGGUCAUCAAGGCUGUUCAAGAAUAUCCACCGAAGUCAACUCUAGAUCCAAAGAAAUUUCCUGGCGCCACUGCAUUGACGAACGAGCACAUCGAGUGUUUCCUCGAAGGCCAGACUGUUGAGGAGGUUAUCGAAGGCAAAAGGCUCUUCACUGUGGACUACCGCGACCUUUUCCUACCCUACCUGGACAUGUUUCAUGCAGGGGUGGAGGGGUUGGCAAUGUACGCUCCCAGAGUCAUUUUGUACCGUACCAAGGAAGGCCACCUAAAACCAGUAGCGAUUGAGCUGUCUCUGCCUCCAAAGGCUGAAGGCGAAGAGUGCAGAAACAGAGUUUUCACACCACCGCCACCCGGCAUCAAUGAGACCUUCCAACUUUGGGAGCUUGCGAAAAUUCAUGUCAACAGCGUUGACUUCGGCUACCAUGAGCUAGUCAGCCACUGGUUGUCGACACACGCCAUCAUGGAACCCUUUAUCAUAUCUACGAACAGAAAUAUUAGCAAGCUGCAUCCGAUCUAUACUCUCCUCAGUCCGCUCUACAAGAACACGAUGUACAUCAACAGCUCAGCUCGACAGUCUCUCAUCGCAGCGAAAGGAAUCAUCGAAAGUAACUUUGUCACCGGGCAGUACUCCACACAAAUCAGUGCCGUGGUCUACGAAGCACUGUGGAGAUUUGAUCGCUGCGCCCUCCCAAAUGAUUUGCUAGCCAGGGGAAUGGCAGAUCCAGGACAUAAAUCUGAGCCAGGUGAAGUGAAGUUGGUUUUGGAAGACUAUCCUUAUGCCCAAGAUGGACUAGAACUAUGGGAGAUAAUCUCAUCUUGGGUUGCGACCUUCGUGAAUCAUGUUUACAACUCCGACAAUGAGGUGAAGUCUGACUCAGAGAUUCAAACCUGGUGGAACGAAAUUGUCAACGUUGGACACGCAGACAAGAAGGGCGAAUCGUGGUGGCCUAAGUUGAACUCCAGGGCAAGCUUGAUUGAGAUCAUUUCCACUAUAUCGUGGAUCACAGGACCUCACCAUGCUGCAGUAAACUUCGGUCAGUACGGCUACGCUGGCUUCAUGCCUAACAGGCCUCCAUUCGUCAGGAGACACAUCCCCGAGAAAGGCACCAAGGAAUACGGUGAGCUCAUCGGCAGCCCAGAGAAAUUCAUGUUGUCCAUGAUGUCCUCUCAGUCGACUACCGUCACCAUCAUGACCACCAUCGAGCUCCUGUCGACCCACUCCGUAGACGAAGAGUACCUUGGCAAGCGCCUAAAUGAAUCGUGGACUUCGGAUCCAGUCAUAAAGAAGGCGUACGAGGAGUUUUCCGGCAGGUUACAAACUCUUAAGCAAAGAAUCACUGAAAGAAACAACGACCCUAAGCUACCGAACAGGAGAGGCCCAGCUAAUGUGCCAUAUACCCUUCUGUACCCAGAAUCUGAAUCUGGAGUCACUGGACAAGGUGUUCCUUACAGUAUUUCCAUCUAGAAAGCAGGCAAUAGGUAGAGUGCACCUAGCGAAGCUCGUUCUGUCCACAUUCAAUGCAUACUGUAAGGAUGCGCUAUAUGAAUAUAAAAUGACUCGAGCCCCUCGGCAUUGUAAUUAACUCCAGAUUAGUUCGUCUCGAGCAACAAUUGUUUCGGCUCUUGUACUUGUAUCCUCCUGGUGAGAUGGGGAAAUACAUAACUUAUGCAAUUCCG
Messenger RNA from Marchantia polymorpha subsp. ruderalis, 3310 nucleotides. NCBI's taxonomy places the organism in Eukaryota, Viridiplantae, Streptophyta, Marchantiopsida, Marchantiales, Marchantiaceae. The record is from the annotation of a GenBank genome assembly.